UCCCAAGCUGCCGCGGUACAAAACCAUAAAUAGUGUGAUUCCGCUACGAACAGCUACCCUUAUCAACUGAAGGUUGAAACUCUGCCGGUGCAGUGACAAUCGAUACGUGACAGGUAUCGCACUACUCUUUGGAAAUUGCGAUUUGCUAGAGGAAAAAGAUGGCACAAUCACCACUCCGUUGGGGUAUCGCCAGUGCUGGCAAAAUUUCACACGAUUUCGCGAACGCCGUCGGAACGCUACCGGCAACAGAGCAUCAAAUAGUCGCUGUGGCUGCCCGAAAACUGCAGGAUGCUGAAAAAUUUGCUGCCCUGCUUGGUAUAGGAACGGCACACGACGGAUAUGAGGCGCUGGCAAAAAACCCAAACGUUGAUGUCGUUUACAUUGGGGCGGUUAAUAACGCACACUACGAGUUAGGACUGCUGAUGCUUGAGCACGGAAAGCAUGUGCUGUGCGAGAAGCCGCUCUGUCUGAAUGAAGGCCAAUCGAAGCGACUUAUCAAGCGAGCGACCGAACGGAAUCUCUUCCUGAUGGAAGCUAUUUGGUCGCGGUUUUUCCCGUUUUACCGUCAACUUCGGGAGCGUAUCGACCGUGGAGAUCUAGGUGAGAUUCGCGAGGUGGAGGUAGAGUUCGGAUUUGUACUGUCCGACAUCGAUCGCUUGCGGCUCAAAAGUCUCGGAGGAGGUACUGUGCUGGAUCUAGGCGUCUACACGAUCCAGGUGUGCCUGUGGGCUUUCGGUGGCAAAGCUCCCGAAAAGGUGGUGGCAUCUGGUGUGAUCAAUGAUGAUGGUGUUGAUGUGGAGGUAACCGCUGAACUGCACUUUCCUGGCGGCGGCAUAGCACGUAUGAAAACGAGUGCGUUGCAUCAGUUGAAGAAUACCGCAAUAGUGCGUGGCAGUAAAGGUAGUUUGACGUUGCAUGACUUCUGGUGCCCAUUAAAGCUGACUGAUGUAGAUGGGACAAUAAAAGAAGAUACAUUACCUACCGCCCGGCAUCCUUUCAAUUUUAUGAACAGUUGUGGUUUACGAUAUGAAGCAGAAGAAAUAAGGAAAUGCAUUAGAGCUGGCCGGGUACAAUCGACGUCCGUAUCACAUGCUGAUAGUUUACUGAUUGCACAUAUUCAGGAUGAAAUUCGUAAACAAGUUGGUGUAGUCUUCCCGGAAGACACCCAAUUUGCUAUGUAAAGGUUCAGGAUACGAAAUUCAACAUAUCAAACAAAAGAAAACGGAUAUUUUGUGGGCUAUAUUAAUGUAAAGUCGAUUACAUACAACGUUGAUUAUCAAUCCUCCGGUCAAAUAAAGUCAGCCCUCACGCUGCGGAGAUAGUAAACAUUCUUGAUUGAUUAUUCAGUUCCGGUGUUUACUAUAGGUAGCGAUCAACUAAGGCAGUUUGAGAAGAGCAAAGGGUGUAGGAAAGCUGAUAUGAUUCGCUGGUUAAUGGAUAAUAAAUCACUUUUCAUAGUUCAUCGUGGAUAAUAAACCACUUUUCAUAGUA
This is a messenger RNA of Anopheles funestus (African malaria mosquito), 1491 nucleotides long. Its product is annotated as trans-1,2-dihydrobenzene-1,2-diol dehydrogenase-like. Lineage: Eukaryota; Metazoa; Arthropoda; Insecta; Diptera; Culicidae. Gene Ontology annotation, molecular function: nucleotide binding. The coding region runs from base 159 to 1181 and encodes 340 amino acids. The record is from RefSeq and is a predicted model, not a curated record. The transcript has 3 exons.